AUGCUACGAAGACUAGCGCUGCCUACCAGCAGACGGCAGUCACUACAGCAUGACCAACACAUAGUCAGCCUCGCCGCCAACGCUUCCUCUGUCCGCCAAGCCCACCACGCACGCUUCACCCCCAAUGCUGCAAAGAAGAGGCGAGCAGCUCGGCCCCUGGCUGCAUGGAAGAUCAGAGAAAAGGAGCUCAGAUCAGAGCUCACCUUUCUUGAGUCUCAGGCAGAUGAGUUGCAGAAGAGGAACAAGGCAAAGGAGGCCACAAAGGAUCUGCCCGAGCUGGACGAAGCCAGCCUGGAUGAAAUCUACCAGGGCGUCAAAGCAGGCGACCCAGUCCCUCCGGAAGAGCUCAAACUGCUAGAGUCCCACCAACGAAAGUCUACCGAGAGGUAUGCUCGAAUCGUCCAAAACGCAAGGAAGCUGCUCCCGGCGUCUGCCCAGCAGCAGGAAAGUCUCCCUCCCCGCACCUUUGCGGAGCGGAUGAAGGAGAGACUUAUGGCCCUCUCUGCUCGCUUAGAGACGAUGCAGCAACAAGCCCUCGUAGAAGGGGCUCCGUCGAGUUCAGCUGCCACUGGAGCCCUAGCUCAAUGGAAGGACAGGACGGGCCAGCUCAAGCAAUCCCUGGAAGCAUUGACUGCCGAGGCCGAAAGCCCUGAGGGAGAGGAAGCAGCAGGGACCGGGGAGAUGGAGGAUGACCAAUACAGACACUUUGAGACUGUAGGGCUGCGCUCUGUAGCUCGUGCACCAGAUGGGGAGGACCAGUCUGGGUCAAGCGAGGUGGCUCAAUCCAAUGCUCCUCAAGAACAGCUCACAUCGACAGAGGAGCUGGUAGGCAAAUUGGUGACCUUUCUCGAGGCUGCCGAAGGCUCGAGCUCUGAAAGGCAUGCCAUCGUCUCCACUAUACACCAAAAGGACUGGGUAGCUCUCGGACUCGCUUGCGCUGAGCAACGUGAUGCUGAGCUGCUCAGGAGGACAUUAGAAGCCAUCGAGCAAUUGGCUGCCGAAGAGCUCAUAUCACGAGACAGUCUCGAUGCAUUCUACAACUCCGUGGCCGACGCUUUCGCAGAGCAGGGCGAUUCUACGACUUGCGAAGCCAUCGUGCAGCACCUGGUCAGCUCGGGUCGGGCGCCUACGUCCUUCACACAUCAUGCACUCGUUAAAGCCUAUCUUCGAUCCCCUAAUGAUCGCCUCUCACAAGCGCUGUCACUCAUUCAUCAUUUGGAGCUCACGCCCACACCACCCUCACAAGCCACGUACUCGAUGACCAUAUCUCAUCUCCUCUCAUCGAGUAGCGAAGAGCUCAGAGAUGAGGUGUGGGGCGUCUGGUACAGAAUGAGGUUGAAUGCCCACCCCGUCCCAGAUGCCGUAGUCUGGGGCAACAUGCUUCGAGCUUGUGCUCUAGGCACCAGCCCCGGUCGCGACUCUGCACCAGAACAUCUUGAGCAGCACAGGAGCUCGAAGAAGGUCCCCACCAUGCGAGAAUUGAGAAGGCAGGAUGCGUCUGUAUCUCAGAGAGAGACUGCACUGGAUCUCUUCCGCGAGAUGACAGUUGUACACGGCAUCCGGCCGACGCCAGUCUGCUACAACAAUCUCAUCCUGGCUUGUUGCAGAAGCGCCGACGAGGGCGCUUACCUUGAUGGAUUCAGGUUGUUGAGUGAGAUGAUCACUCUCGGCCAAGAGACGGGAAUCUCCAGCUACGAGCCGGACCGAGCGACAUUCUAUGCUUUGCUGGAAGGCUGUAGACGAGGCAAAGAUGUGCUUCGUGCCAGAUGGGUCUUGGCGGAGAUGAUUCGUAGCUCCGCACCCCUAUGGUCAAGCCCUGCCUCUUCGGAAGCUUUGACUUGGGAAGAGAGGGCUAGAUUGGAGGCACGUAUGCCGGAUGCCAAGAUCUUGUCGCAGCUCUUCUACACAUAUACGGGCUGGAGACCCACUCCGGUCGCCGUUAAGGCCAAGACUGCAGAGAAGGUCCGAUCAGCGCAAGGGACACGGAAGGCUACCAGCGCAGACGUUCAGGACAGUGACUCCUCGAAUCAGGCUCUAUCACAGGUCGACCUCGACGAAGCAGCAUCUGAAUUCUCAUCGAGACCUCCUGCUACCUCUACAGAAGUGGUUCGAGAAGUCAGAGGUCUCUUGGCACGAGUGAUCGCGGACCGCGUCUCCCCAGGCAUGCUGCCCAUAGGGCCAAUGUCGUCCGUUGAGAUCUCCACACGUCUCCUCAAUGCUUACCUCGCAGUGCUCAAGACGCACGCUCCUAGAAGCGAGUGUGCUGCCUAUCUCGGCUCUGCGGUCCGAUCGGAUCAAACGCAAGAUCCGCCUCGACCCUCCCUGUUCGAGCAAUUAGGCUUGACGCCCUGUGGUCAUACUUGGCUGCACGUAAUGGAGGCCUGCACUCGCUCGGGCAAGUCCCCCUACACGCGCUCUCUGGGAGACUGGGCGUGGACUCAAUGGCGCUCCAUGGAGGAUGAGGCCCUUGCACACGGCUCCGUAUCGGAGUCCAUGGGUACGGACAAGCGCAACAGGGAGCGCAUCUGGGCCGAGCGGAUCCGCUUUCUCUGCACCUGGGGCCAACUCGACGAAGCUAUGGCCACCCUAAGAGACUUUGCUAGACUGUACCCUCCCAUGCCCAAGCCUGCGCCGCUGCCCAAGGCGAGAAGGAAGAUGCCCUUUUUUGAUUUCAAGGCGGUGCUAGAGACGAUUGAGAGGGCGCAAUAUGCUAGUGGGAAGGGCCAGUCGCUCCUCGAGGCAAGGCCGGAGCAACCUCAGCUCACUAGCCAAGCGAGCGAGGCGGAGGAAGUGGCUACACCGAGCGCCGCAGGCAGUUCCACCUCCAUUUCAGAAUCAGACUCUGCCUCUACCUCUGCCUCUACGACUACUCCUUCCACCACCUCCCCUCCCCGCUGGUCCUCUUCACAUCGAGAUCGACCCCCCAGCUUGAAGUUCUACGACCUGAACCUCCUUCACCAGCGUCUUCUCGAAGCCGGAGAUCGCUCUGCCGACGGUUUGGGAAAGUACACAGUCUGUUGGUUGGAGGAAAAAGUAUGUUGA
Molecule: messenger RNA, 3042 nt
Organism: Microstroma glucosiphilum
Lineage: Eukaryota; Fungi; Basidiomycota; Exobasidiomycetes; Microstromatales; Microstromataceae
Exons: 2
Coding region: 1-3042 (1013 amino acids)
Molecular function (GO): protein binding
Source: RefSeq, a predicted model, not a curated record